UCUAUUUUCUCUCUCUACAAAGACUUUCCUCUCAUCUCCUAUGGCGAUUGUGAUUUUUCUAACAACAAUUUUGGUGAUUUUUAUUUCAUCACUUGCAAAGAUUGCAUAUGAUACAAUCUCAUGCUACUGGUUGACCCCAAGAAGAAUCAGGAAGAAGAUGGAGAAACAAGGUGUUUGUGGCCCCGAUCCCCGGCCGCUACUUGGAAAUAUCCUCGACGUAGCGGCGCUUGUGGCGAAAUCCACGGCCAACGACAUGAAGUCGAUUGAUCACAACAUCGUCGGCCGUCUAUUGCCUCAUUACACCACUUGGACAAAGCAAUACGGAAAGAGGUUCAUAUACUGGAACGGGACGGAGCCGAGGCUGUGUUUGGCAGAGACGGAAUUGAUAAAAGAAGUAUUGAGUAAAAACAGCAAUGUGUGUGGAAAAUCAUGGCUGCAAAGACAGGGAACCAAACAUUUCAUUGGGAAAGGAUUGUUGAUGGCAAAUGGGGAAGAUUGGUAUCAUCAACGUCACAUCGUUGCACCUGCGUUUAUGGGGGAUAAACUCAAGAGCUAUGCGGGAUUGAUGGUGGAAUGCACUAAGAAAAUGAUCCAAUCACUAGAGACCGAGUUUGACUCGGGCCGGACCGAGUUUGAGAUCGCCGAUUAUAUGAAACAACUCACCGCCGACAUCAUUUCUCGGACCGAGUUCGAUGCCAACUCCGACAAGGGCAAAGAAAUCUUCCAUUUGCUCACUCUUCUCCAGCGCCUCUGCGCCCAAGCCAGCCGCCACCUCUGCCUCCCCGGUAGCCGGUUUUUUCCAAGUAAAUACAACAGAGAAAUAAAGUCACUGAAAAUGGAGGUAGAGAGGUUGUUAAUGGAGAUUAUUCAGAGCAGAAAAGAUGGUGUGGAGAUUGGAAGAAGUACUUGCUAUGGAAGUGAUUUAUUGGGAAUGCUAUUGAAUGAAAUGCAAAGGAAAAGAGAGGAUAAUGGUUUCAGUUUGAACUUGCAACUCAUAAUGGAUGAAUGCAAAACUUUCUUCUUUGCUGGCCAUGAAACCACUGCCCUUUUGCUCACUUGGACCAUCAUGUUGCUUGCCACCAACCCGGAUUGGCAACACAAGGUUCGUCAUGAAGUCAACCAAGUUUGCAAUAAUGGUGGAUCUCCCUCUGUUGAGCAUCUCUCUAAGCUCACUUUGCUAAACAUGGUGAUAAACGAAUCGCUAAGGCUUUACCCACCGGCGACGGUGCUUCCGAGAAUGGCAUUCGAGGACAUAAAGGUAGGAGAUUUAGAGAUCCCAAAAGGGUUAUCAAUAUGGAUUCCAGUGCUUGCAAUUCAUCAUAGUGAAGAGCUGUGGGGAGAAGAUGCUAACGAGUUCAAACCAGAAAGAUUUGCCUCAAAACCAUUUAGUGGUGGACGUUUCAUUCCAUUUGCAUCUGGACCAAGAAACUGCAUUGGCCAAGGUUUUGCAUUGAUGGAAGCUAAGAUCAUCUUGGCUAUGUUUAUCUCAAAGUUUAGCUUUACUAUUUCAGAUUCUUAUCGCCAUGCUCCUGUUAGUGUUCUCACCAUACAGCCUAAGUAUGGAGUUCAAGUUUAUUUGACUCCAAUCAAUUCUUAGAACCCUAAACCCUUUAUUCUUCAUCUCUUCUUAAUACAAUAUUAUAUUUUAUACACAUAUAAUGGUACG
Messenger RNA from Benincasa hispida (wax gourd), 1666 nucleotides. Its product is annotated as cytokinin hydroxylase-like. The record is from RefSeq and is a predicted model, not a curated record. NCBI's taxonomy places the organism in Eukaryota, Viridiplantae, Streptophyta, Magnoliopsida, Cucurbitales, Cucurbitaceae. Gene Ontology annotation, molecular function: heme binding; monooxygenase activity; oxidoreductase activity, acting on paired donors, with incorporation or reduction of molecular oxygen.